Momordica charantia (bitter melon) is the source of this 3127-nucleotide messenger RNA. RefSeq names its product K+ efflux antiporter 3 (gene KEA3). Gene Ontology annotation, biological process: proton transmembrane transport; potassium ion transport. Gene Ontology annotation, molecular function: antiporter activity. NCBI's taxonomy places the organism in Eukaryota, Viridiplantae, Streptophyta, Magnoliopsida, Cucurbitales, Cucurbitaceae. Gene Ontology annotation, cellular component: membrane; chloroplast. The record is from RefSeq and is a predicted model, not a curated record.
UCCAUUACACGGUGAUGGGUUAGUGGUUCAGAUUUUCUCUCUCAAUUUCCAUUGUCUUCUUCCGGAUGUAGUAUUGGAUUGCAUGUCUGAUUACACCAAUUGCCAUGGUCGCAAAAAUGGACACGUAAAACAUUGCCAGCCUUUCUGGGGCGUACGCUUAUUACAACUCAAAAUCCAAUUCUAUCUUCCCAUGGCGAUGUGAGCAUAUCCUUUGUUUUCUCUCCAAAAGCUACUUACUAAUCAAAAUCCCAAAAAAUUUGAGCCCCAUUUUGAUCUUUCUUGCCCCCUCCUUCAGUUUUGACUGGAUAUUUAUGUUCUAAUUUUCUAAUCUGGGUUUUGAAGUUCUGGGUUUGUCGUUAAGCCAGCAAAUGUUUCUCACUGUAUUCCAAUUGGGUAUAUUGGCUUCAUGAGUUUAGGCACUAUGUUGGACCCGGUUAGUUGCUGCCAAAGCUCCCAGUCCCAGAUUUAUAGUGUAGUUAAACAGAAGAAUCCUAUGAGGGCCUACUCUCAUAUUAUUCAUCAACUUUGUGGACCUUCCUUCAAUUUACAUAACUUACAGUCGAAGAAAGUGGCUGUUCCAUCAUUCACCAUAAAUUGCUUGAGGAAUGGUUAUUCUUUAGUACCUGUACUUUUCCACAACAGUUCUACUACAUUAGCAUUCAGCUCGUCUAAAGUAGUUGGCCGGGAUGGAUUCAAUUGGUCUAAUCAUAGGCCUAAACAGAGGGAAAGAUUAAGAACAUGUGCGGCCGUUGAUGUUGCAGCUGCUGUUGAUGUCAUCAAUGAUCUAGGAUUGGAUACAUUGACAUUCCUAGCUGUGACAGUCAUAGUUGUUCCUCUAUUUAGGAGAGUUAAAGCUAGCCCUAUACUUGGUUUCUUCUUUGCUGGGAUUGUACUUAAUCAAUUUGGUGUGAUUAGAAAUCUUAUAGAUGUUAAAGUUUUGUCCGAAUGGGGAAUACUUUUCCUGCUAUUUGAGAUGGGUCUAGAGCUUUCAUUUGCCCGUUUAAAGGCUCUUGCAAGAUUUGCUUUCGGCAUGGGUUUGACACAGGUCAUAUUAUCUACUAUCGCUUUCACAGCAUUUGAACUUCCCCCUAAUGGGGCUAUUGGAACAAGAAUUUUGGAGUUCCUUUUUCAUGCCAGAUCUGACUUGGUUAACAUCAGAAGCAUUGAUGAAGCUAUUGUGAUUGGUGCUGCCCUUUCUCUUUCUUCUUCAGCUUUUGUUUUACAGCUUCUUGCAGAGAAAGGUGAGCUUGCAACAAGGUUUGGCUCGGCAACUCUAGGGAUACUUCUUUUUCAGGAUAUUGCUGUUGUCCCUCUCCUGGUCAUACUUCCGGUUCUUGAGAGCCAGAAUUUGGGCACGCAAAGUAUCUGGCCAAUGCUUGCACAAGAAAGUUUGAAGGCCUUAGGUGGACUGGGUCUGCUCUCCCUUGGAGGGAAGUUAAUACUUAGGCGAGUUUUUGAGGUAGUUGCGGAAGCAAGAAGCUCAGAGGCUUUUGUGGCACUUUGCCUGCUGACAGUUGCUGGCACUUCACUAAUCACUCAGAAAUUGGGCUUUAGUGAUACGCUGGGAGCAUUUUUGGCUGGAGCAAUAUUAGCAGAAACUAAUUUCCGGACACAGAUUGAAGCAGAUAUUAGGCCAUUUAGGGGCUUGCUCCUUGGGUUAUUCUUUGUUACCACGGGGACUUCCAUUGAUACGCAGCUCCUGUUCCGAGAAUGGCCGAAUGUUCUUGCACUUUUGGCAGGUUUAAUAGCAAUCAAGACCCUUAUAAUAACAGCAAUAGGUCCCCGUGUGGGACUCACUACUCAAGAAAGUGUAAGAAUAGGAUUACUUCUAUCUCAAGGAGGCGAGUUCGGGUUUGUAGUGUUUUCUCUAGCUAACAGGCUUGGAGUGCUACCACUUGAGUUAAACAAGCUGCUCAUCAUUAUUGUUGUCUUGUCAAUGGCUCUAACCCCCUUGCUUAAUGAAGCUGGACGAAAGGCAUCUGAAUUCAUUAGCGAAAAGUACGAGACAGAGGACAAAGCUGCAGAGACGGUAAAUUUUGACGCUAGCGAACCUGUUGUCAUUGUUGGAUUUGGACAAAUGGGUCAGGUCCUGGCAAAUUUCUUAUCUGCACCUUUGGUAUCUGGGGGAGAUGGCGACACUCCUGGAUGGCCAUAUGUGGCUUUUGACAUCGAUCUUUCUGUAGUGAAGACAUCUAGAAAACUUGGUUUUCCUGUUCUCUAUGGAGAUGGAUCUCGACCAGCAGUUUUGCAGUCCGCUGGAAUCUCUUCUCCAAAAGCUGUCAUGGUUAUGUACACAGAGAAGAAGACGACAAUUGAGGCUGUUCAAAGGCUCCGGCUUGCUUUCCCAGCAAUCCCGAUUUACGGCCGUGCUAAGGAUGUGGUGCAUCUAUUAGAUUUAAAGAAUGCUGGUGCUACAGACGCUAUCCUCGAAGAUGCGGAGACUAGUUUGCAACUCGGGUCAAAGCUUUUGAAAGGGCUCGGCGUCAUGUCUGACCAAGUGUCUUUCAUAAGUCAGAUUGUUCGGGACUCUAUGGAAAUACAAGCUCAGGAUGCACUCGACAAAUCUGACGAGCAAGAGUUAGAAAUUAUGAAGCCGAUGCAGAUACGCGUCAAGGACUCACUCGAGUCGGGAUUACCUAGUUUAUCAACGUCCCCCGAGGACAACCUGUCGAGGCUGAACCAGGAAGACAACUCUCUGAUCUUAAAUGGCAAAGAAAUGGAGCAAAGAAAGCAAGAUGCUGUUUUCCAGAAGGCUGAAGAUUUAGAUGGAAAGGGAGUUCUAUACUGUGAACUUGAUUCAGAGAACAACUUUUUAGAUCAAAAUGUGGCAGAGCCACCAACCCCUUUCAUAGCAGCCACUGACGAGGUUUAGAAAAGUGAAUGGCUUACUGAAAUGAAAGGAUUCUUGUGUUCCAAAAGUUUUGUUUCUGUCCAUUCACUUGUCAAGAAUUUUUUUCCCACAACUUUUGACUUUGUUUAGUCUUUAGUGGGCAUAAGAUCUCAUCUGGCUACUGUUGUAAAGAACUUGUCAGAAAAGCUUUUGGCCCUUUCCCCAAAGAAACCACACCACCAUGUAUAUUGGCUUCAUUUGAUUGAUAUUCUAUUAGUUGUCACUAAUUUUGGAUCC